GUUGAUGUUUGGGUUAAAAAAAAAAAAAGAAAGAAAGUCCCUCCUCAAGCUCGGUUGGGUGAGCGCACUUGCCCGCGGAGCUCCCAGGCUAAGCAGCCAGAAACGUCGCCAACAUCCCGGCCAGGUGCCGCCGCUUCCAUCCAUGGACGACCCGGCGGUUGUCACGGCGAGUCAGACGACAGUUCCCGGGAAAGCCGAUGGCGGCGCGGUUGAGCCCAACCACGACUACACGGCCUUCGUGCUGGUGCCCGUCUUCUUCCUGCUGGGGCUGCUGGGCGUGGUCAUCUGCCACGUGCUCAAGAGGAAGGGGUACCGGUGCACCACCACCGAGGCGCCGGACGAGGACGAGGUCGAGGAAGCGUGUGACGGAGACGGAAACGAUCCGGAACUGGGCGGAGACUUUAAUGACACCCUCAGCGAGAACAAUGACACGGUGGGACAGAUCGUCCACUUCAUCAUGAAAAAUGAAGCCAACUCGGAUGCCCUGAAAGCCAUGAUUCACGACAACAGCAUCGACUCUGAUGGUGCCCCCGCCACCCCCACGUCCCCAUUCACGCCCUCGCCUCCGAUGACCCCCGUGUCCCCGGGCGCGCCAGCGGGGGCCGCCAAGCACACCUGCAACCACCUGCACACCAUCGGCGGCGUCGGCGGCAACAGGAACAUCUGCACGCGCUGCAGCCAGAAGAAGUGGCCGCUCGUGAGCAAGCCGGCGCCCCGCAGGGCGGAGCAGCGCCGCAGCCACCACGGGGAAGUCACGGUGCUGUCCGUGGGCAGGUUCCGCGUGACAAAGUGCGACAAACCUGCCAGGGAGCGGCGGACCCUGCUGGUUGCAGAUUCCAACGGGAGUGUCCCCACCGAGGAGGUUGUGCCAAAUAGCCGGACGGCGUCCGAGUCCCAGGAGGAGAAGGAGAACUUGGACCAGGAGAAGUGAGAGAAAUCCCGCUUUUCCUGACGCUAAGCCACUUUUUUUCGGAACCUCCCGACGACGACGUCGACACAUAAGAGCAAUAUCGGUGUGCGCAGCCUUCCCCGACGGGGGCCCAGCGACGUGCAGCCACGUUCUUUUCCAGCGCCGGAGGAGAAACGCAAGUGUUUCUUUCCAUAUUCCAUAUUUAACCCCCGCCAAAGAUGUGCGCGACCAAUCCCAGAUACGAUGCGGGAAGCAAAAGCGCGCGCCGUCAUCGACUUGAUUUCUUAAGGCUUCGUUCAUCGGUACGACCAGGAAUUCCGGAUAAGCUGACGAGGUGGCCGCAGGAAGUUGUCGCGAUCAAGGCGUCAUUUUUGGCCAGCCAGGAUUUUAUCUCGUUAGUGCACGUGCAUAAUUUCCAGUGCUCGAACGGCUUCCGCGCCACUGAAAUAUUUUCAUAAAUGUUCCACUCGGUCAGCUGGAGUAAAGGCUACAUUUUACUGUUGUUGCUCAACAUUUCAUUUUAUUGCCAUUUUGUCAACUUUUAUUCAAAUGCAUACUGAGAACGCACUCCUUUAUUUUUUUUCUCUAUUAUUAUUAUUAUUAUGAGUAUGAGCUGCCUUCCUACUCACAGGCGUGAAGGGUUUAUCGUUGCGUUUGUUGGGUUUCUUUUUAAAGUUGAACCAAAGUCAGUGUUGUUUUUGCUUUUAAACCCCCCCCCCCAAAAAAAAAAAAAAAUCUGCAAAAUAUUGACAACGCUGGUAUUGCAAAUUAACUCGUCAUGAGAGCUAGGUCCAAUUGUAGAACGACAUUGUGCAGUUAGCCAUCAAUUUCUACCUACAACCCCCACAAAACAGUGUUUUGUGCUGUUUUGGCAAGUUAUUUUUUUGUGGUGAAUCACAUGUUGGAUGGACGAGUCCCCUCCCAAAUUGCGUGCUGCUAGAUGCUAGGCUAGUAGCUACUAGCCGGUAAUAGGCUAGCGGACCAGCGCCGGUGCCAUCCAGUCCGCCCGCAGCCUUAGAUCCGCACAACACACACACACACACUUAAGGGAAAGUUAACUUUAUUGUUUAUUUACAUUUAUUAUUUUAUACGUUUCAAACUUUAUUGCGAUCUCUCUCCAGCGAGCUAGCGAGCUACCGUUGCGUGUGGCUCCCACCGCAUAACAAGAACACACUGGAAAGCUAACUGACUACCGGCUAAAACGUAUUAAAACAUUCGGCCCCAUAUUUUGAAUUUUAUGGACGAUCGGCGUUUUCCUUUCCACUGGCGCUCGCUACGCGGGAAAAAAAGCCAAAUAUUGCUUCAUGUCUCAAAACUAUUAUCAAUCACCAGCAAAACGUACGUUGACGUCUCGGAACGAGCCGCCCGAUAUUUUGGAUUUUGUAAACAUUAAGAACCGUAACGUCGCUUAAUGAGGAACAAGUUUAUCGUCCAUAAAUCCACAUUUUUUUUUUUUUUUAACAGAGGUGGACAUAAAUCCCUCAAAUUUGGUGACCGCUGACGAUCAUUUUCUGCCUUAAAUCCGCGUUAAACGUUUUCGACCGUCUUUGGUUCAACUUUAAGCAACGUUUACGACGUGCUAAAUAUUAAGUCCAUUCCAUUUAGUUUAGUUUUUUUUUUUUUUCUCUGCCGUGGGUUUUGAAUUCAAGAUGGAGUUUGAUGCGGGUCCGAAGUGAUACCAAAGCAAGAGAGCGUUGACGUCAGUAACCUUGAAGUGUCUACCUCUUCUCUCAUUCUUUUUUUUUGAGGGGGGGUCUUCCACCUUCUAACGCCAUAUCAUUUGUUUAUAGUGUCAGCAUCAUCACG
Molecule: messenger RNA, 2716 nt
Organism: Syngnathoides biaculeatus (alligator pipefish)
Lineage: Eukaryota; Metazoa; Chordata; Actinopteri; Syngnathiformes; Syngnathidae
Product: RELT-like protein 1
Exons: 8
Coding region: 5-931 (308 amino acids)
Biological process (GO): positive regulation of p38MAPK cascade
Cellular component (GO): plasma membrane
Source: RefSeq, a predicted model, not a curated record